Molecule: messenger RNA, 2241 nt
Organism: Daktulosphaira vitifoliae (grape phylloxera)
Lineage: Eukaryota; Metazoa; Arthropoda; Insecta; Hemiptera; Phylloxeridae
Exons: 3
Coding region: 71-1651 (526 amino acids)
Cellular component (GO): extracellular region
Molecular function (GO): chitin binding
Source: RefSeq, a predicted model, not a curated record
AGGAGGAGGACCUUCAUCUCUUGGACAGUAGCUCGCGACUCGUCUUAACGUGUACAGUGUAAUGUAAACGAUGAACAUGUAUAGUGGUACCGCGUUUUAUUGCGUUCUGUGGUUGUGUUACACCUCAGUUCACGGAAUCGGAAACUCAGUAGACUCGAAAACUUGGGACGAGGGCCAGCAAACGAUAAAAAAUGACACAGCGCCUUUCCUAACGUCCGCCGAACGUAACCGACGACUGGUGCCGUACGUGACAUAUUACAUGGUGGGUUCUAGUGAUGACAACGAACUGGCUCAAUACCAUCAACAAUUCAAAAGUCCAGUCGAUAUUUCGAGUACCCCCCGCCCACGGUUGCAAGCAACAACAAUCAAGCCUAAAACUGACAAUCAAAAGAUAAAUAAAAAACAGUCAAACAACCGCCAACAGCAGAACUUCUUAAGACUGGAUCACCAAUACCGCGGGUUUCAAUUGUUUAACAACAAUUUUUUCCGUCAGCCAAUACAAACUACCACUGCUAGUUACUUGAGAUUUCCAAGUUCACCAAAAACCUAUAGACCCAUUGUGAUUGCCACAUCACAAAAUCCACCAUACGAAGUGGAAACAGAACGUCUAAAUUCUUAUGUAUAUACUCCCGAUGAACAAUUACAAUACAACUCAGUUUAUACGAGUCCUAGGUCUGUUGUAACUGACACCCAAGCAAAUUUCAAGUUUGGAGGUUUUCUACCAACUUUACCGCCUACUGAACAUCCGCAAUUUUUCUACUAUUCCACUACAACUGUCAAACCAAAAAAACUUAAGGUUAAAACUAAAAGACCGACGACUUCAACAAUUAAAUUACCGUCAACAUUACCGACUCGGCCGUCAACUAUACCACAGACUCCUUCACUAUCAUCACGACUUCCAAUCACAACCACUGAUAAAUACGGAGCUCUGAACGAAUUGAUACACGAAUACGAUCUCGGCGGUCGACUGUCCAAUAAGAUAACAGCCGAAAAUAUAGAUUCCAGUAUUCAAACUCUAUCGGCUGUAUUGCAGAUAUUACAAAAGGAGUCGAACGAACAAUCUAAAUCUAAUCUAAUAACGAGACCAAAGAUAACGACCACUCCUAGACCACAACAACAUAAAUGGAACGACUACGAUGAUACGGCCGAUACAAGUAACCCAGGAAGACCUGGUAUAGACUAUCCUGUAUUUUCAACCAUACCCAAAACCAGCUUCGACUGCAAAACUCAAAGAUAUAAGGGAUUCUUUGGAGACCCUGAAACACAUUGUCAGGUUUGGCACUAUUGCGAUUUAAAUGGAGGUCAAGCGUCCUUUUUAUGUCCCAAUGGAACCAUAUUUAAUCAAGUAUCACUAACGUGCGACUGGUGGUUUAAUGUGAAAUGCGAUACAACUGCCCAAUUAUACGUACUCAAUGAACGACUAUAUAAAUACAUUAUACCAUCCAAACCUAGUUUUCCAGAAGACUUCGAAGGCCCACUGGUAGAUAGGUAUCUGGAAGAAAAAUUCAAAGAAACAGAAAACCAAAAAAGUCACCAGAAAGAGAAACCGUCACCAGAACUUAUGAUGAAGAUGCUAACAACAAAUUCAACUACUUUAGAGCCAGACACAGUCAGAACACCCUAUCAACAACUUCUUGAUGUUGAUACAUAAGACCAUAUUAUGUGGACUUUUAUAGCAAAAUAUUUGGAAUUUAUUAACAACAUCUCAAAUAUUGAUGAACAGCAAUAACAAAAACAUAUAUCAGUCAGAAAGUUAUUUAAGAAAUAUAUUCACAAUACAACCAACAGAUAUACAAGAAUGUGCCAUUAACAUGUAAUUUUGAUAUAUUUAUAAUCAAAAUUAAUUCAUGUGAACAAAUUAAAAAAAAGUAAUAUUAUAUUGUAAGGUUGCUCAAAUUUAAAAGCUCAUCUAUUUAAGAAUAUAAUAAUCAAUAAUAAUUCUACAUUUCAAACAAACUUUCAAAAAUGGAAAUCAUAAGUUUAUUUUAUUUUUAAAACAAAUACAGUCAUACUGUAUCUUUUAUGCGUGCCAAUAUAUAAUCUAAAAUUAUAAGAUGUUAGAUUCCAUGUUACUCAAUGAAAUUGUGCAAUAAUAAAUUAUAAUUUAGGUUAAGAUGUAAAUAAUUUGUUUUAGUUAUGAUCUUCCUAUUAUUUAUUGUAAAAUAUUUAAUAAUUUUUAAAUUACACUAUAAGUUGUACUAAUAUAGAACUUAUUUUUUUUCAAUAAAUUAAUUUAAUAUU